This is a messenger RNA of Scylla paramamosain (green mud crab), 1111 nucleotides long. It is a transcript of the gene PDCD-5, whose product is annotated as programmed cell death protein 5-like. NCBI's taxonomy places the organism in Eukaryota, Metazoa, Arthropoda, Malacostraca, Decapoda, Portunidae. Gene Ontology annotation, cellular component: nucleus; cytosol. The transcript is spliced from 4 exons. The record is from RefSeq and is a predicted model, not a curated record. Bases 120 to 491 code for a protein of 123 amino acids. Gene Ontology annotation, molecular function: DNA binding.
GAACAAAGCGACGGAAACACAAGAAGGCUAGGAAGAAGAGGACAGAAGCUUUUAAAUACCUCACCCCUGUUAUUACUACUCCUUGUAUUUCGACUCCCAGUGCCUUGUAGCCGCCCAGCAUGAGUGGGGACAAGGAACUAGCGGAUCUGAGGGCGCAGCGCAUGAAGGAACUCCAAGGCAUGCAGCAGCAGCAGCAGAAGCAGGAGGAGAUGCAGCAGCAGCAGCAGCAGGCAAUUAAUAGUGUGCUUAACCAAGUGUUGGAUCAGCAAGCAAGGGCCAGGCUCAACACCAUCAGUAUAGCCAAGCCAGAACGAGGGCGCCAGCUGGAGUCGGUAAUACUGCAGAUGGCGACAACAGGGCAACUGGCCGGCCGACUUAGUGAAGCUGAUUUGGUGGCGUUGGUGGAGAGAAUCAACGCACAGACACAGAAAACCACAUCUGUUAAGUUUGAUCGCCGCCGUGCUGCUGUUGAUGACGAUGAUGAUUGGUAACGCCCCCCCCCCGAAGACCCCCCGAGCCCCACACCUCCUCCCCCCACUCUCUCUCUCCAUAACCCCCCCCCUCUUUGACCCGUUGCUAACCUACCUCCCUAACCUAACCAGUCAGCCAGGCAGUCAGUGUGUCUGUCUGUAUGUCUUUCAUUGGUUAAGCUGAUGAUGAUGAUUAUCCGUGCCUCUGUGUGUGUGUGUGUGUGUGUGUGUGUGUGUGUGUGUGUGUGUGUGUGUGUGUGUGUGUGUGUGUUUGUGUGUAGUGCACAUGUUUAAACUUAAUUCAUAAUUAUCAAUGUUACUAUUGCUACUGCUACUAUUACUACUACUGCUACUAUUACUACUAUUGCUACUAUUAUAACCUAAUCUGCUACUAUUAUUACUACUACUACUACUACUACUACUACUACUACACUGCUGCUACUGCCACUACUACUACUACUACUACUGCCACUACUACUACUACUACUACUACUACUAUUACUAUUAGUGCUGCUUUAUUAUAUAUCAAGGAGUGUUGUUUAUUUGUCAGUUCGUGGGUUCACACGAGAGAGAGAGAGAGAGAGAGAGAGAGAGAGAGAGAGAGAGAUCCUGUGCUUAUGAAAAUAAAAUGAAAAUUAUUA